AUGAAUAAAUAUAUAAACUCUAUAAUCCUUUGCAACGGUGGCCUUGGUGCAUCUACUAUACUUAGAGGCCUGGACCCCAAUAAAUACUUGGGAAAACUAAUUUCGUUUUUAGACCCAGUUCUUCCCACUGCAUCCCGUACUGACUUUGUUAGGUGUUGGCAUGCUAAGACUGACGGCUGGGCGGCAUCGACAUUCCACAGCAACUGCGAUGGGAGAGGACCUACAGUGACAAUCAUCAAAGUGAACGAUUCCAUAUUUGGUGGAUACACCGACGUAUCAUGGAGCAGUUCCUGUCAUUGGUCUUACGCCACCAAAGCCUUUUUAUUCUCAUUUAACAACAUCAAAGGAUACAAUCCUGUGAAGCUGACACAAUACCGAUACCAGCAAUACGCAAUGUACACAUGUUCCUCUCACGGACCCACUUUUGGUUGGGGACAUGACAUCCGCAUAUAUGACGACGCCGUAAACAAUCAACAUUCUUAUACUGAAUGCGGCCAGACUUACUCCAACCCCACGGGUUAUUCGGGUGAAAACUGUGGAUUUUUCACAGGAAGUCGUUAUUUUACUCCAUCUGACAUUGAAGUUUUCUUCGAAAUAGGUAAGUUAUUGUACAGAAACACUUAA
This is a messenger RNA of Pocillopora verrucosa, 624 nucleotides long. The record is from RefSeq and is a predicted model, not a curated record. Lineage: Eukaryota; Metazoa; Cnidaria; Anthozoa; Scleractinia; Pocilloporidae.